Ambispora leptoticha is the source of this 828-nucleotide messenger RNA. Lineage: Eukaryota; Fungi; Glomeromycota; Glomeromycetes; Archaeosporales; Ambisporaceae. The record is from the annotation of a GenBank genome assembly.
AUGCCUCGUGAAGAUUGGCUUCUUUGGCAAUUCGCCGAUUCGGCACUUCCAACUGGCGGUUUUGUUGCUUCUUCUGGGCUCGAGUCUGCAGCACAAACGGGGUAUGUCCAUGACGUUGCCUCGCUUUCGCUAUUUGUUUCUUCGAGUAUAACAAAUUACGCGUACUCUGCACUACCUUUCAUGAACGAUGCUUGGAAGGUAUCUUCUGCGAAUAUAAUUGGAGAAGGUACACAUGAAGAGGAAAGAUUAUUGCGAGAAAUAAUGAAAGUUGAUGAUUUAUAUGAUGCUUGUACGAGUAAUACAGUUGCCAAACGAGCUUCUAAAGCUCAAGGUGUUGCUAUGCUAACAUUAUUUGGAAAAUCUUUUGCCAACGAGGAUUCGAAGGGAGGGAAGGUAUUGGACAAAAUUGUAGAAAAAUUUAAAUUCGAGAUAAGACGUGGUAUAGCAUGUGGUCACUUACCUGUGUGUUUUGGGAUGGUUGCUAGCUGUCUUGGUAUAAGUUUAGGUAAUCUUACGUCGAAAAUUCGAUUCGAUUUUUUUCAUCUUAUAAUAUUGAAAUUAAUCAAAGACGUGUUUGCAAUAACAGAACGUGCGCAACAUUUAUUUCUUUUUCUUUUUGCACGGGCAAUUUUGUCUGCAGCCGUACGACUUAACAUCAUUGGCCCAUAUUAUUCACAACGUAUGCUAACUGAAAGUCAAGCGUAUGUGGAAGAAGCUUUAACAAAGACAAAAGAUCAUAAAUCCGAAAAAGCUGUACAGACCUCCCCUUUGUUAGAUAUUUUUCAAGCAAGACAUGAUAAAUUGUACUCUAGAUUAUUUAAUAGUUAA